UGCCAACGCCCCGGUGGAGACGCUGAGGUCAACAUCAGAUUUGAAAUAUUUAAAGUGGAUAUAAAACUAUUUCAGCAAUGCAGACAAUUAAGUGCGUUGUGGUAGGCGAUGGUGCUGUUGGUAAAACAUGUCUCCUGAUAUCCUACACAACAAACAAAUUUCCAUCUGAAUAUGUUCCGACUGUUUUUGACAACUAUGCAGUGACAGUUAUGAUUGGUGGAGAGCCGUAUACUCUUGGACUUUUUGAUACUGCAGGGCAAGAGGAUUAUGACAGAUUACGACCGCUGAGUUAUCCACAAACAGAUGUAUUUCUAGUCUGCUUUUCAGUGGUCUCUCCAUCCUCAUUUGAAAAUGUGAAAGAAAAGUGGGUGCCUGAGAUAACUCACCAUUGUCCAAAGACUCCUUUCUUGCUUGUUGGGACCCAAAUUGAUCUCAGAGAUGAUCCUUCUACUAUUGAGAAACUUGCCAAGAACAAACAGAAACCUAUCACACCAGAGACUGCUGAAAAGCUGGCCCGUGACCUGAAGGCUGUCAAGUAUGUGGAGUGUUCUGCACUUACACAGAAAGGCCUAAAGAAUGUAUUUGAUGAAGCAAUAUUGGCUGCCCUGGAACCUCCAGAACCGAAGAAGAGCCGCAGGUGUGUGCUGCUAUGAACAUCUCUCCAGAGCCCUUUCUGCACAGCUGGUGUCGGCAUCAUACUAAAAGCAAUGUUUAAAUCAAACUAAAGAUUAAAAAUUAAAAUUCGUUUUUGCAAUAAUGACAAAUGCCCUGCACCUACCCACAUGUACUCGUGUCACACGAGGCCCCUAGGUAUGGCCCCCCUUUCCCCUCCCAGUACUAGUUAAUUUUGAGUAAUUGUAUAUUGUCAGAAAAGUGAUCAGUACUAGUUUUUGUUGUUUCAAAAAAAAAAAAAAAAUUUUUUUUUUUUUUUUUUAAAGCAAGGCAUGCUUGUGAUGACUCUGUAACAGACUAAUUUGAAUUGUUGAAGCUGCUCCCUGGUUCCACUCUGGAGAGUAAUCUGGGACAUCUUAGUGUUCUUAUUUUUUUUUUUUUCCUCUGUUUUUGGGGGGAGUGUGAGUGGGGUUUGUUUUUUAGUCUUGUUUUUUUAAUUCAUUAACCAGUGGACAGGCCUAAGGGGAGGAGGAUGGAUUGAUUCCACAUUCCACUUUUUAGAUCUAGUUUAGAAAACAUGUUCCCCAUCUGGUGCUCUUAGGAAGGAGUAUAGUAAAUGCCUCAUUUAAUAACAUACUCCUUUUUGAAAGAUGCCUUUUCUCUCCACCCUUGAGUAGAUCCAGUAUUUGAUGAAACUCAUGAAAGUGGGUGGAACCUGUCUUGCCCCUCCUCUUUUCUAGGAUGCACUAUCUAUGUGACUAUGACUUUCAAGGAAAUUUGUUUGCCAUUUGCUGAUAUUUUUUGGAAGUUAAUUUCUAACUUCUUUCACUGAUAAAUGAAGAAAAGUAUUGCACCUUUGAAAUAUUCCAAAUGGAUUGAGUUCAUAAUUAAAAAAAUUUUUUUUCCU
Nycticebus coucang (slow loris) is the source of this 1519-nucleotide messenger RNA. RefSeq names its product cell division control protein 42 homolog. The record is from RefSeq and is a predicted model, not a curated record. Gene Ontology annotation, cellular component: dendritic spine. Gene Ontology annotation, biological process: small GTPase-mediated signal transduction; modification of synaptic structure. The coding region runs from base 78 to 653 and encodes 191 amino acids. NCBI's taxonomy places the organism in Eukaryota, Metazoa, Chordata, Mammalia, Primates, Lorisidae. The transcript has a single exon. Gene Ontology annotation, molecular function: GTPase activity; GTP binding.